AUGAGGACCGUCGUGACGUUGCUCCUGCUGGUUGUGGCGGCGCUGGCCGAGCCAAUCCAGGUGCACGAGGAGCCGGACGAGAAGCCUGUGGAGAAGCGCGGCCUGAGCGGCGACGAGCAGAACGCGGUGGGCGACGUGGGCUUCGCGGGCACGGCGGGCGGCGAGGGCCUGGGCAAGACGGUGGAGAAGCUGCGGCCGUACGCGGUGCCGGUGGUGAAGGUGGUGCGCGUGCCGGUGGCGGCGCCGGUGCCCGUGGCCGUGCCGCACGCCGUGCUGGUGCCCGUGCCGCAGCCCGUGCCCGUGCACAUCCGCGUGCCGCUGCCCGUCGAGGUGCCCGUGCUGCGGCAGGUGCACGUGCCCGUCGAGAAGCACUACCCCGUCGAGGUCGAGAGGAAGCCCUUCCCCGUGCACGUGCCCGUCUACAAGCACAUCUACCACAUCCCCAAACACCACGAGCCGGUGCUGCACCACGCACCGCACCACCACCACUGA
Messenger RNA from Schistocerca piceifrons (Central American locust), 492 nucleotides. RefSeq lists its product as uncharacterized. NCBI's taxonomy places the organism in Eukaryota, Metazoa, Arthropoda, Insecta, Orthoptera, Acrididae. Bases 1 to 492 code for a protein of 163 amino acids. The record is from RefSeq and is a predicted model, not a curated record. The transcript is spliced from 4 exons.